Aspergillus wentii DTO 134E9 is the source of this 1298-nucleotide messenger RNA. RefSeq lists its product as uncharacterized. The record is from RefSeq and is a predicted model, not a curated record. The coding region runs from base 1 to 1116 and encodes 371 amino acids. Lineage: Eukaryota; Fungi; Ascomycota; Eurotiomycetes; Eurotiales; Aspergillaceae. The transcript has a single exon.
AUGACACCACAGUCCCUCUCCCUCUCCGCCCACGACAUCACCCGCACUCACAUAUCCGGCUCCGCGUCGAUUGCAAUCUCCCCAAAUACCAAUUCCACCGUAUAUCCCGCAAUAAGCAUCAGUCUCAUCCGAACAGUUGUCUUGGAACAGUCCAGCACGAAUGUUGGUGAAAAUAAGGGCGGGUUCUUCGAGCGCCUUCGAUGCCGGCAUUCACCCCGACAACGGAAAUCGCAGUCGAUGAUAGAGAGCAGCUCGAGUGAAGAAAAAGUCAUCCAAUCCAACCUGUGGCAUCAGCCAGAGCUCGUCGAGAACCAUGUCCACAGCGAGUGGAAUUUGCUACGAUUUCCCUUCUCCAUCCCCGUACCGGAAGAUCUUCCCGCGACGACAGAGACGGUCCUGGGGAAGGUCUCGUAUGUGAUUGAAGCACAGACAGACUCGGGGAUCUGUACGAGGCAGCCGGUUGAUAUACAGUGUAGGAGUAUUCAGGAUGGUCAGACAGUGGACUAUGCUCGUGCUUUUCCGGGCCAACGGUUGUCCACGCAGACGUUUCUUACCCGGAUGAGACCUGACUCGAGAGUCACGGCCAGGUAUGCUGCGAAGGAGGUGGUUUAUCAGACCAUCACAAAGGGCAUACGUGCCACGGAGACAAAGUAUGCCACGGUCAAAGAGCUGAGAUGGCGAGUGGAGGAGACCGUCAACGCGGUAGAAGUGUAUCCGGAUACAACCCGGUGCAAAGGACAGAUUAUCCGGCAACUGGCUGCUGGGAAACAGACUGGACACUGGAUAGCGACAGGAACAGAUGGGCAGGUUGCCGUUGCAUUUGAGAUUACAAUCCCCCAGAGUGCAAAUGCAGCAGAUGAGAUUGACAUCUCGUCGUAUUCUCGGGGACUGGCCAUCACGGUCAGCCACCGACUGAUGCUGGACGUCAUCAUCGGAGAAGACACGUUCGAUCAAGGCACAGGCAAGUUGGUGGAUCGGAAGCCUCGAGUGAGGUCGUUGAAUGCAUCUUUUCCGAUUGCUGUGGAUAGAGCACAAGGCGAUGAGGGCUUGAUCACGCAUGGUCUUCCACAAUACGACGAGACAGCCAUGCCUCCUGAUUAUGAACCUAAACGAUGAUGAUACGAUAUUUCUUAAUUCUACUGAUCGUGUGUUUCCGCUGAAUUGUGCCAAAUCCAGCUGAAAAGCGGCUGAGCACAGAGGUAAAUAGACCAUCUCCAGCCUUUCUCUUUUCCUCACUCUCAUCUUACUAUCCUACUUUGCUUUACUUGAUAUAGAAUUCAUUACAUUUCUGACCACUG